AUGUCUGUGUUCCAGAUCAAGCUGACGUCGAAUUAUACUCCGGAUAACUUUGAUGAUGACCUUCGGGUUGUACUUAGAAGAUGUGGUUGCGAAGCUGAACAGAUUUGUUUUAUCUGUGACGAGUCAAAUGUUCUCGAUUCCGCUUUCUUGAAGCGUAUGAAUGCUCUACUUGCUUCUGGUGAAGUGCCAGGUCUGUUUGAAGAUAAUGAAUACACGUCAUUCAUGCAUGCUUGCCGUGAAGCUGUUACAUCCAUAAAGUUGAAGGAGUCAUCGAAGCUGACGUUCAUAAAGUUCAAGGAGGUAUCGAAGUUGACGUCCAUAAAGUUAUAG
Peronospora farinosa is the source of this 330-nucleotide messenger RNA. The record is from the annotation of a GenBank genome assembly. Lineage: Eukaryota; Oomycota; Peronosporomycetes; Peronosporales; Peronosporaceae.